Molecule: messenger RNA, 2948 nt
Organism: Scomber japonicus (chub mackerel)
Lineage: Eukaryota; Metazoa; Chordata; Actinopteri; Scombriformes; Scombridae
Gene: brd2b
Product: bromodomain containing 2b
Biological process (GO): chromatin remodeling; regulation of DNA-templated transcription
Cellular component (GO): nucleus; chromatin
Source: RefSeq, a predicted model, not a curated record
UGGCGUUACACCGUUAAAAACACACAACAGCGUCAACAGCGGCGGAAUAAUAAUAAUUAUUGGAUUGUAAAUAACAGCCCGAUGGAAGCGGCCGUCAACCCGCCUCACGACAGCUCUCUGGUCGGGUUGUCUGGUGGCGGGAUGGACCAACACUCCAGCUCGGGCAAACGUAUCCGCAAGCCUUCCCUGCUGUACGAAGACUUCGAGAGCCCCUCUCUACCCCACAGCAUGCCCCAGGGCCCCCCCGCCCCGCCGCAGCCCCCGGUGAAGGACCCCUCCCGGCCGAGCCGCAUGACCAACCAGCUGCAGUACCUCCAGAAGACGGUGAUGAAGUCUCUGUGGAGGCAUCACUUCGCCUGGCCGUUCCACGAGCCGGUGGACGCCUACAGGCUCAACUUACCGGAUUACCAUAAAAUCAUCAAGCAGCCGAUGGACAUGGGAACCAUCAGGAAGCGCCUGGAGAACUAUUUCUACCGCAGCGCCAGCGAAUGCAUCCAGGACUUCAACACCAUGUUCACCAACUGCUACAUCUACAACAAGCCCACAGAUGACAUCGUGCUGAUGGCUCAGCCCUUAGAGAAGAUCUUCCUCCAGAAGGUGGCUCAGAUGCCGCAGGACGAGAUCGAGCUUCCUGUCCCGGCUCCUCGGAGCAAGACCAGCCGAGGACGCGGCUCCAAAUCGAACUCGUCGAGGGCUCAGCAGGUGCCGGCGGUGUCGCAGUCGGCGUAUUCUCCGUCGUCCUCAGACACCAGCGAGUCGAUGCCGGCCAGCUCGCCCCAGACGGUGCUGACCAAGAGCUUCCCUCCAGCAACCAUCAUGGGCAUCCCCCCCACCCAGCCCACCACCAAGAAGAAAGGUGUGAAGCGUAAAGCCGACACCACCACCCCCACCAUGGGCCUGUCUGUGGGCAUGGCCGGAGCUACGCACAUGGUGGGCUUAGGCAAGGGGGGUCACGGGGGCCACGGGGGCCAAGUCCACGACUCCUCCAUGCACGGCAUCUCGUCCAUGGGAGGGAUGAGUUUAGAGACCCCCCCCGGCAUGGGACUGGUCAGAAGCCCCGGGGGUCCCGUCCUGCUCCAGCCCAUGAUGUCCGGCACGGGGCGCAGAGUGGGCAGCGGACGCCCCAUCAAACCUCCUAAGAAGGAUUUACCGGAUUCUGUCCAACCUCCGUCAAGGAAAGGCAAACUGAGCCCCCCCCUCAGGUACUGCAGCGGGCUGCUGAAGGACAUGCUGUCCAAGAAACACGCUGCCUACGCCUGGCCCUUCUACACCCCCGUAGACGCAGCGUCUCUGGGGCUGCACGACUACCACGACAUCAUCAAGUGUCCCAUGGACCUCAGCACCAUUCAAGGUAACGGGAAGAUGGACUGCCGUGAGUACCGAGACGCUCAGCAGUUUGCCAGCGACGUGCGGCUCAUGUUCUCCAACUGCUACAAGUACAACCCUCCGGACCACGACGUCGUCGGCAUGGCGCGGAAGCUGCAGGAUGUGUUUGAGUUUCGUUUCGCCAAGAUGCCGGACGAGCCACACAUGGAUCACACGGCCAUGUCGAUGAGCGGCCACCCGACUUCCUCGUCCUCCUCGUCUUCCUCGUCCUCGUCCUCCUCUUCCUCCACCUCGGAGAGCGAGCCCAGCAGUGAGACCGAAGAGAGCGAGAGCAGCCCCAGCUCAGACAGCGAGGAGGAGCGAGCGCAUCGCCUGGCUGAGUUACAGGACCAGGUCUGCACUCAACUCCGAGCCAUGCACGAACAGCUGGCCGCCCUCUCCCAAGGCCCCAUCAUCAAGACCAAGAAGAAGAAAGAGAAGAAGGAGAAAAAGGAGAAGAAGAAAAAGAAGAAGGUGGAGAAGAGGAGUCGAGGUAGCAGAAGCAGAGCUGGCUCUGAAGAAUGGAAGAUGCCCGGCAAGAUACUCAAGAGCAAAUCUGCCAGAGCGGCUCCAUCCCAGCCCAAGAAAAGCCCGGGGGGCAAGAAGAGCACCAAGAACAGCAAAGCUGCAAAGAAGCCGUUCUACCCGCCGGCGGCUCCGUCCAUGCUGCCUCACUACGACUCCGAGGAAGAGGAGGAGAUCGUUCCCAUGUCCUACGACGAGAAGCGACAGCUGAGCCUCGACAUCAACAAGCUGCCGGGAGAGAAGCUGGGCCGCGUGGUCCACAUCAUCCAGUCCAGGGAGCCGUCGCUGAGGGACACCAACCCCGAGGAGAUCGAGAUCGACUUCGAGACGCUCAAACCGUCGACGCUGAAAGAGCUGGAGCGCUACGUCAUGACCUGUCUGAGGAAGAAGCCCCGCAAGCCGUACACCGAGCAAGCUGUAAAGAAGGGCGGCGUUCCCAAAUCUAAAGAGGAGCUGACUCUGGAGAAGCGGAGGGAGCUCGAGAAGAGGCUGCAAGACGUCAGCGGGCAACUCAACUCCGUCAAGAAGCCGGUGAAACCUAAAGUGGAGAAGCCCAGCGCCGUAGAGACCAACGCUCAGCCCGCUCGCCUCAGCGGCAGCAGCUCCAGCUCCGACUCCUCCUCAUCUUCCUCCUCCUCCUCCUCCUCAGACACCAGUGACUCAGACUCUGGUUGAGAUCCUUCGUGCUGACUGAGAGAGAAAACACUAAUAACUCAGGGACUUGGGCUGGCCCAGGACACAACACACCCUGAAACAAACCGUAGUGGGCUGAGAUAUUUAGAUUACUGCAGCGAGAAUCACUCCGAGCUGACUACUAAACAAUGUUUGAAUGUUUGAAUGUGGGACUGAGGGAUGUGGAAAAUGUCUCUGUGGAUAAUCGUAGAACCCGAACACUAAAUGCCUUGGUUCCUCCAUCCUCCCCUUUUGUAAAUACAUGUACAAAUGUAUGUUUCUUUUAUAAAGAAGAAUUUUAUGGUGAUCCCCAAAGAGGGAAGUGAGUGGAGUAGUAAUAAUAAUUAUUAUUAAAAAAAAUAAUAAAAAACUAGGAUGUGUAAAGA